Drosophila bipectinata is the source of this 800-nucleotide messenger RNA. RefSeq lists its product as uncharacterized. The record is from RefSeq and is a predicted model, not a curated record. NCBI's taxonomy places the organism in Eukaryota, Metazoa, Arthropoda, Insecta, Diptera, Drosophilidae.
ACCUUGGGAUAUUCCAAGUUAUACCUCGAUCUAAGUCUUAUAGAAAGUAGGGCCAUCUGCCCAGAAAAGGAUUGCACCUGGCUUAUUAGGGUGGCGCAGAUUAGCGACCAAUAGGUGUAUAAAAGCUAACCCCCGAUCUGGGCAGGACAUCAGUUUCAUCUCGACUCUUGCACCAUGAAGUACCGCAUGUUGAACAAACGCAAACAGGCCUCUCCUUCCCCCGUGAGGGAGUCGGAGCCCGAAGUAGAGGAGAAGCCCACUCAGCAACCCACCCACAGUGCCCUGGAGUUCGAGGCAGCUGCUGCCCUCCUGAUGCUUCGCUACCAGUACGAUCGUCAGAUCUGUCAUCGCAUCAUGUCCUACACAGAGACACGGUCCCCGACUCCACCGCCAGUGGUGGCCGACAAUACCACGCCCAAGGAUCAGGCUAUACGCCCCCCGGUGGCCACUCAACCGCUGAAGAAACGCUCCAUACCAUCGCAUCUGCUGAGACGAUCCCUGACACCGGCCAAGUCCCUGACCGCGGUGACCAAUACCUCGAUAGUGAAGGCCAAGACCAGGACUCCGGUGCCCGGGGCUGAGCGCAGCCACAAUAGGGCACUCCUCAAGUCCUGCCGGAAUAUGAUACGCGAGUUUUUGGACAACACCGAUUUCAUUUAACUUUCAUUUAAAAACUUUCCUAAAAUAUUAAUAAUUUUAAACCCAGUUUUUAGAAACACCGCUCGAUACCCCCACGCACGAUAUAAUCAAGAAUUGUAAAACAGAAUUUGUGAUCAAAAAUCGAAAAAUAUUAUAACCAA